Messenger RNA from Harpia harpyja (harpy eagle), 4741 nucleotides. It is a transcript of the gene CEP89, whose product is annotated as centrosomal protein 89. The record is from RefSeq and is a predicted model, not a curated record. The transcript has 18 exons. The coding region runs from base 102 to 2132 and encodes 676 amino acids. Gene Ontology annotation, biological process: cilium assembly; chemical synaptic transmission; mitochondrion organization. NCBI's taxonomy places the organism in Eukaryota, Metazoa, Chordata, Aves, Accipitriformes, Accipitridae. Gene Ontology annotation, cellular component: ciliary transition fiber; centriole.
CGCGCCGUUGUUACCAGCGGGUCGCGAGGGGGGAAGCGUCCCUAAGCAGGGAGAAGGCAAGUCAGGAGGCGGUGGCGGAGACCAUCCCCUACCCGGUCCCGAUGGCGUUUAGCUUCAGGAGAGGCCGGAAGGGCCCCUUCAAACAUAUAGCUCAUGGCCUGGUCCCUGCUGCUACCAUAGCUCCUAAACCUGCAGUUCCCCGCACCCCUCCCCCUCGUAGUCCAAACCCUUCUCCAGAAAGGCCCAGAUCUGCUCUAGCAGCAGCUAUCCUUGCAACAACACUAACGGGGCGCACUGUUGCUAUUCCUCAGCCUCGGCAGCGAUCACUUUCUGAAAGUGAUUCCACCUAUGUGGAACAAGAAUGUUUUGAACCAUAUGCGACAGUCACAGAGCUCAGAAUGGGGCCCAACUGGAAACUUGAUGGUAGUGACAGAUCUCCUGUACAGUCCCUGGAAAUAUCAGGCAAUUAUCAUGAAGAUGAGGACAUGGAUACCUAUCUUUCAGAUGCUGACAAAGAGGCAGAGUCCAGCUGUCAGAGUAAUGAGAAAAGGGGAGAAAGCUUUAGCACCAGUGCUAUUUAUGCUGUUCCCUGCAAAAAUAAAAAGGAAGAGUUUCCACCAUCUCCUAGUACUAAUGCUGACAAGGACAAGAAAGAGGUGCCUUCUCAGGAAACUGAGUUUCAGGUGCUGGUGGAUGAGUCAAAUGCGCAAAUAGAAGCAGAAGACCAACAUCUUGGCUUGAAUUUAAAGGAAGAAAAAUCAUUAGCUGAAAAUCUGAUACGUGAAAAGCCUCCGCCAUCCCCAGAUAUGUCUAUUCGGGCAAGGCAAGCAUGGGAAAAUAUGACUAAAGAAAAGUUCAGAGAACUAAAACAAGAAAACUGGUCUCUGAACAAGGCAUACCAGGCUAUGGUCCAACAAUUUGAGGGAACAAAACAGCAAAUGGAAGAACAGCAAUUAAAGCUGAAGAGACUAGAACAAGAAAACAGAAGACUUAAAGAAGCUGCAGAGAAGUCACAUAGAGAAGAGGAGGCUACAGAAUUACUUUUUCUCAGACAACAAGCACAAGAACUGGUAGAUGAAAAUGAUGCUUUGAAAAUGACGGUCCAUCGUUUAAAUGUAGAAUUAAGUCGCUAUCAAACUAAAUUCAGGCCAUUGUCCCAAGAAGAGCAUGUAAAACUGAAAAGUUUACCCAUGAAAGGACCACCACCACCAUGGCUGUUGGAUAUGAAGUAUUUGUCACCUCUUCUGUUGGCAUAUGAAGACAGAAUAAAAGAAAAGGAAGAUUUAAAUCUUGAACAUGAGGAGGAUAUGAAGAAUUUUAAACUACGAGUUGAAGAGUUGGUGAAGGAGAAUGAAGACCUGCAUGAGCAAUUAAAUAAAAAUAACUUUAUUACCCCUGCAGAAUGGCAACAGCUGCAAACUCAGGCCAAGCUGGUCUUGGAAGAAAACGGAUUGUUGAUGGAGCAACUUGAAAUUCAACAAGCUAAAGCAAAAGAUAGUCACAGACAGCAUGUUCAAGAAGCUUCAAAAUUGACCAAACAGAUAAUAAUCUUAGAAGAUAAGAAACAGAGUCAAGAAAAAGAGAUAGCAGAGUACCAGAAACAGUUGGAAGCUUUGCGUUCUACUUGUGAAGACCUGAAAGCCAAACUGGAUAGCAGAAUAGCAGCAGAGGAGCACUUUGCUUUGGUGAAUGAUUUAAAAAGCCAUUUACAACAGGAGCAGGAGAAAAAGCGCUGUGAGGUGGAAGAUCUAAUGGGAAAGAUAGCAUCACUGCAAGCUCAAAACAAGAAACUGCUUUUAGAGAAAAAUAACUUCAUGGCUGACAACAAGAUCCUGGAAACUGAGAUGGAAAUGACACAAAAGACAAACAGGCGAUUGAAGAAGAAAAUAGGUCUUUUGAAACUGCAGUUGGAGGAAGCAGUAGAAAAAGAAGUUGCAGCCCAUCACUAUCUAACAAACCUUAUUGGUUUGGUGGAGAAGAUAGCUCAGGAACGUGAUCAACUUUUUUUUUUGGCCAAAUGUUUGGAAAAUGAGAAUCAUGGUGUUCUCAACAAAAUAGUAGAAGGCAGUCUACGCUUAGGAAGAUUGGAAGAAAAAGUUAAGGACACAUUCAAGACCUUUCAGACUUUGUGAUGUUAGGUGAACUAUACAAAGAAUCCCUAAAUGUGUCUUCUAAGUAUAAGUCACUAUUUUGUAUACUAGGUAGCUUAUUCACCAGAGUUAACAGUGUUUGCAUAGAAAACAGGAAUUAUAACCAAAAUUGAAUGGAAACGCAUUCAUCUUACUGAUAAGGAAACAGCAUUAGAAUCAAGUAUUCUUUCCCCCAAGUUUUCUUUUCACAUACCUGAGGUGGUCUAUAUGCACAGGAAAGAGAGACAUGCCCCAAUUUACUCUGGCUUUUGUCCGAAACUGUUUCAGUUUCCUCAUACUUCUCUACUUGGUCCUAACUGUGAAAUUACUUACAGGUAGAUUAUUUGCAUACUCUGCCACUCAUACAAAAGUACUGCUACAAAUCAGAGAAGAGAUGAAUAUCCCCAGUAACUUUGGCCAUAUAUCUCAGGCAUUCUGAACCACCUGCCAAGUAGAACUUAUCUUUCCAUCACUGCUACAAAAUCAUCUAUUCCCAAGAUCUCUGUAACAAACCCAGGAAACAAGGUCUCCUUAGGAGACUAGACAGAAUGAUAGCACAGUGCCUACCCUGUGUGACUGACUCCGUGUGGCUUGUUUUGGGCAUAUGGAGUAGUAUCAUAAACUUCUCUACUAAAAGCUACUGCUUGCUAACCUAUUUCAGUGUAUGCAUUUUAGAGGUAUUUUCUAAUAUGCUUUAGUUAGCAGCAGACACUGUCUCCAUCACAGCAGAUUAAUUUUUUCCUUGCUUCAUCUAAAUCACUGUGCCCAACUCUUGAGUGAUGUCUGUGAGGAUGACCAGCAGCUAGAAGUCACCUUUGGUCUCCACGGAAACAUGCUUUCAUCUCUGGCUUUUGUCUGAGUUGAUUAUACUUAAGCAGUCGAUGGGAAAUGGAGGACUGCAUUAUUUCAGCGUGUUUUCCAAAGAAUCAAAACAGAAAGAGCAUAGUUUGCUCUUGCCCUCUGCAUCACAGUCAGAACAGACAUCUGGUUUUCCAUAAUCCUGGCAUAUAACUGCAGUAGAGAGUCAUGUAAUAGCGACAAACCCCAGAAGUUAACAAACAUCCGAAGUUGUAAAAAAAUUAACACCUCUAAGACUUUCAACAAUACCCAUACCUAUUUCCAGAGUUGAGCAAAGACAUGAGCCCUUAAAAAAAAAGCUUAUAUAAAUGUAAUGUGUUUUUCUUGUAUGCUAUUCUUCAAGGAUGAUUGAUUGUUUUAAGUUUUGUAUGUUGGUUCCUUAAACCUCUUAAAAAGAACAACUGCUUACAGGUAAAGAUCCUAAAGGAAAAAUUUUUAAGCACAGACAGCAGUUUUAUGAACUCAAAGAUUCUUCUUUUAAAAAAGUAGCGCUAGGUUCCUGAUAGACUAUAUUUUUGGGGGUUUCAAAGCCAAAUAAUAAAUUUAGAUUGACAAUUUCUGAAUAAGAACAAGUGACCACACUAAACCCGUCUAAAGUACACUUGGUAGCCAAAAUAGAUAGUUUGCAGAAAAACUAGAAUCACCUUAACAUUGUAUGUAGAAAAUUCCAAAUUAGUAACUAGAAACCAAACUGAUGAGUUAGAAUAAAGCCUCAAAUUUGUCACAACAACAAACUAAAGAGUCACAUUUUCUACAGCAGGAUUUCACAUAAUUACAAUUCCUAACAGGAAUGGAAUUGGUUUGGGUUUUUUGUGUGGGGUUGUUUGGUUUUGUUUUUUUUUAACAACCCUUCAGUUGUACAAUAACUACAGAAAUUUGAUUUGAUUGCUGCUAUCAAUGUGUAAUCUCUAAAAUAAGAGAUUGCACAUGACAGCUGAUCACUAAAUUUAUAUAUUUUUAAUGGAUUCUUUUUUUUUUUUGGAAGUAUUAACCUACCACAUCUGAGAUGUACUUGUACCUCCUUGAGGUAGAAGAAACUGCAUAUAUCACAAAGUUUAGCAAGUUACUUUGUUAUUAGAGCUUGAGGAGGAGGAGGCUAGAAAAUCUCUGCCAGGAGAGUGGUCACAUGUUAUAAAGCAAUGGAAUUAAGAGUAAACAUUUAGCAUUAGCACAUUUAAGUACCUUUUAAAGCUUCAGGUUAAGUGUAGCAAGAGCAAGUAUUUCCUAACUGUUGCCUUGAUGCUACGAGCCCAGUAUUUGAGUUAUUCAUCUGUCCUACUAUUGUAACAGUGCUCUGUUUCAUAAAAUUAAUAAAACUAAGUCAUUGCUGUGGUGCUCAGAAAAUGGGAAAUUCAGCAUUGCCAAAUCUUUCCUCAGCUCUCAAAAUCUUGCUAUUACCAGGAAAAAUCCCAAUUUCUUAAAAAGAAGUUUCUAGCCUUCUUGGUUAUAGAGAUCUUUAAAAUUUGACAAGUUCAACCUACAAGUUAAAAAACCAGGAAGAAGAUUAAACAAGUAAACUUGAGGCUUCUCCUGUAUUUAUGCAAGUUCAGUUCUAUAUGGGAGUAGGAUACUUCAUCAUACCCCUCUUUAGGGUAGGAGAAGAGAAUUAAGAUAGAAAUAGGUUAAAGAUAAAUAGGCUAAAGAAACAGAAUAAGAUAAAAAUAGGUUAAAGAAUAGAAUAAGAAUAAGGAAAUAUCCUGUAUAAGGUGAUUUCUUUAGUGUGCUACUAAAUUUUAAGAUAAUUCCAGCUUUAA